AUGAAAUCCUCAUUCAUCAUUCUAGCCGCCGCUGCCGCGUUCGCAGCCGCGCAGCUCGAUCAGCUCGACAAGAUUCCGCAAUGCGCCCAACCUUGCGUCUCGUCGGCCAUUGACGGGACGAAUAUUGCGGGCUGCAAGGCUGCCGACAUUCGUUGCGUCUGUGGAAACAAGGACUUCAUUGCUGGCAUCUCCUGCUGCCUCCAGAAGAGCUGCAGCCCCUCGGAAAUCGAGUCAACCAUCAACUUCGCUAACAAGCUGUGUGCUGCCAGCGGCGUCGACACUCCCAAGCAGCUUGUCUGUCCUUCUGGCUCUGGCUCCCCCUCCGGCGCAACCCAGACGAAAAACACCAGCCCUACUGGCAGCGGAACUGCUGCCACUGCCACUGCCGCUGCCACUCACACUGGUGGUGCUGCUGCUGCUCCUACCUUUGGCAACGCGGUUGGCCUUGUCGGUGCUGCCCUGGCCUUCGCUGCCGCUCUCUGA
Messenger RNA from Metarhizium album ARSEF 1941, 483 nucleotides. RefSeq names its product Extracellular membrane protein, CFEM domain protein. NCBI's taxonomy places the organism in Eukaryota, Fungi, Ascomycota, Sordariomycetes, Hypocreales, Clavicipitaceae. The record is from RefSeq and is a predicted model, not a curated record. The transcript is spliced from 2 exons. The coding region runs from base 1 to 483 and encodes 160 amino acids.